Molecule: messenger RNA, 1190 nt
Organism: Aaosphaeria arxii CBS 175.79
Lineage: Eukaryota; Fungi; Ascomycota; Dothideomycetes; Pleosporales
Exons: 1
Coding region: 8-1123 (371 amino acids)
Source: RefSeq, a predicted model, not a curated record
CUCCAAUAUGUCUUGUCCCGUCCGCUUAUAUCCUCUUCACAAACCAAAGAACCACACACUUCCAAUCCCAAGGUGGAACUUGAAACUUCCUGAAAGCGCUACUCACAUAUUUACAACAUACCUUGGGAUACAGAAUCGCUCAGAUGAUGGGACAGCAACGCAAGCGCAGACUCAACUUUCGUCUGCGAUCGACAUUUGGCUGAAAGAUGAAUCUGGCCCAGAUACAUCCGAACCGUUCACUUUGAUAGAUGGCGGUGAACAUGUCAACUCAACAACCACUACUCGAAUAUGGGUCUGCUACUGGCUUGAUGCUACAAAGCACCGCCUCGCUUCCGAUCAACUCUCCCUGCCAACCCUUUACUCCACACUGGAUCAAGAGAGCCGGGCUUCCAUUGGCAUCUGGCGAGAAACAUUCAAAACCGCAAUUCCCAGACUCGAAACCAACUACUCAGGUCUCGACUACUUGCCCGGACUAGCACGUCUACCCGGUGCACAGUUUCCAGAGCAUGACCGAUCCGCAUAUUGGGGUGCAGCCCGCGACCGCAUUCCCAAUUCCGCACACGAUCUCUUCCCCAGGGCAGCUGGCGUCCCCGCCCAUUUACCCAGCGAUGCAGCGCCUAGGGGGAUAGGACAGCAUCUACUAGGUACCAAUUUCCAGAAUAUCGUCCACAUUCGCUCAGGUCAAUUUUGGAAGAACUGCGGACAGCAGGAAGCCGAUGCGUAUGAGAAGAAACUCGAGCCUACGCUUCACGAGGGCCUCCGGUAUCUCUGGGAACAUCCUGAGGAGACGGAAGCUUUAAGUGUUCGCUACCUUAGGAACGAAGCAGAAGAAGACGAGUUGCAGAGUGGACGACUUCGCAAAGAAACGUGUGGGGCGGCGUUCUUCAGUAGUCUGGAUAUGCUGGAACGGUGGGCGAAGACUCAUCGAUCGCAUUUGGCGAUAUAUCGUGGAGCACUGGCACACUACAAACAGUUUGGGGAUUAUAGGCGUUUGAGAACUUGGCACGAGGUUUCUGUUCUGGAGGAGGGAGAUGCAGUCUUUGAGUAUAUUAACUGUCUGCCCGAAACGGGAGUGAUCAAGUCUAUUGAGCUAGAGGUGAAGAGUCGUUGGACAGGGGAAUGAAAUGCGAGCAUUGAAUCAAUUAUGUCACUGAUAUAACUUGAUGAAAAUGCACAUGUACACCCAUGCU